CCAGGCGGCCGCGGCGUCUUCUGCCGGAGUAGGAGUGCGGCUGUCGGCGGAUCCCCAGGAGGCACUUUCUCGCCAUGGCACGCUGCUGCACCGCGUUUCGAGCGGCCGUGGGGCUGGCCAUCACCGGCCUCCUGUGCCUCGGCUUCGGGGUCUUCUUGGUCGUCAUGCUGCCUGCCAUCAUGGAGGAGCAGGUGGUCAAGAAUGUGCGCCUUGAUCCCAGUGGCAUGGCAUUCAACUUGUGGAAAGACCUCCCGGUGCCAUUUUUCUUUUCAGUCUAUUUAUUUGAGGUGCUGAAUCCACAGGAAGUUCUUCUCGGAGGAAAGCCGGUAGUGACCCAACGUGGCCCUUAUGUAUACAGGGAGUACAGAGAGAAAACAAACAUAACUUUCCAUGACAAUGAUACAAUCUCCUUCUUAGAGUAUCGGAGUUUCUACUUUCAGCCAGAGCUGUCAAUUGGGUUAGAAUCUGACUACAUUGUCAUACCAAACAUCUUGGUGUCGGCUGCAGCGGUCAUGUUGGAGGACAUGCCGCGGGGCAUUCGGCUGUUUGUCAGCGCCACUUUUGCUGCCUUUGGACAGGGUGCUUUUGUGAACCGGACGGUGGGAGAAAUCUUGUGGGGUUACGAUGAGCCGCUCAUUGACUUCCUGAACAGCAUCAAGCCUGGCUUACUUCCCUUCAAAGGGAAAUUUGGCUUGUUUGCUGACUUCAACAAUUCAAAUACGGGGCUGUUCACGGUGUACACAGGCAUGGAGAACAUCAGCAAAGUCCAUAUGAUAGAUUCUUGGAAUGGACUGAAAGAGGUGUCCUACUGGAACUCUGAUCAAUGCAACAUGAUCAAUGGGACGGCUGGACAGAUCUGGCCUCCAUUUAUGACCCCUUCCUCACCUGUGGAAUUGUACAGCCCUGAUGCCUGCAGGUCCAUGAAAUUAAACUACAGUAGAUCCGGGGACUUCAAGGGAAUACCAACGCUGCGUUACGUGGCUCCAAAGAACUUAUUUGACAAUGGUACAGACUAUCCUCCCAACGAAGGCUUCUGUCCGUGCCGCCAGUCUGGAAUCCAGAAUGUCAGCAGCUGUCGAUUAAAUGCACCAGUAUUCUUGUCCCAUCCACACUUCCUGAAUGCUGACCCAGAACUGUUAGAGACAGUGGAUGGCUUGCAUCCCAACGAAGAGCAGCAUGGGCUUUUUGUGGAUCUGCACUCGUUGACUGGCAUUCCUAUGAAUUGCUCCAUCAAGUUGCAGCUCAAUCUUUUUAUGAAGAAAGUCCCCGGCAUUUGGCAAACGGGGUCAAUCAAGACAGUCGUGUUACCUCUCAUUUGGUUCUCAGAGAGCGGAGAGAUCGAAGGUGAUGUACUCACAAUGUACCGUACCUUUAUGGUGACUCUCCCCACAGUGCUGAGCUAUGUUCAGUAUAUCCUGGUCGCCCUGGGACUUUUCCUGCUUGUGCCUGCAACUCUUCUUGGGCUCAAGAGCAAGACAUUGAAAGAUGGGCCCACUGAGAUGCGGACCCAGUCUGCCACAAAAUUUUCUAAUCCUGGAUCCGGCCCUGGCUAUAAGUAUCAGGGUCCACAGAGAGAUGCUCAAGCAAAGACUCCACAGAUGCCAAAUCUACCAAGUGGCCAAAUUCAGGAUUCGGAAACUGCUCCUCUUCUGCAAAAGGACUUAAACACAGUUCACUCCAGCAUUUUUUCCUGAUACUUGAUACCUCUGUUCUUCUUUGCCAAGGAUCCUUAAUGACCUUUUACCAAUAUAUGUAGCCUGGGUGUGGGUGGGCCCAGCAGAACAAACUCAGGUGUAUUUCCACCUGACUCUGGAAGAGUGAUAGGUGCACAUGGUUCUUCUCUUCUUACACUACAGUAGCUUUCCUGAAAGCUCACCCUUUUGAAAAAGUAAAGGUGGUUAUCUCCAUGCCCUGAGAUUUUAGUGCCUUCACUCCCACAGCACCACCUUCCCAUUACAACCUAUCAAAAGUUUCACGUAAGAAUUAAAAUUGGGUGGGUUUGGAGAGCAGGAUGGAAUUUGCAUCUGUGGAAGCUACAUAGGUAAGAUGUCAGAGUCUCCCUCUGAUUUUACCCUAAGCACAACAUUUUGCACUCCACAAGCAAUUAAAUGCUGUUGUCAUUUUUGUAUGUUUAAACCCAGCUGGAAACAUGAUGCAUUCUUCCUUGCUUGUGCACACACAAACUACACUUGUUUUACAGUGCAGAGCAUUACAGGAGAAACACUCAGUUCUUCUUCACAUCAGGGCUGCUGAGGGUUGUAACACUUGGUGCUAUUUUGGGGGUGACAGAAGGGAAAGUGCCUUUAACUUAAGAUUAUUCUGGGGACCAAAGCGGCACACCACCACCAAAGUGUUUCCAGUUUCAGACUUCUAAGACUUGCCACCUUAUCCCAGCUUUGUUACUGGAAAGGACCUGUUUUUAGCAACUGUUGCCAAACACCAUUUCAUCAUAUUUCCCAUGCCAUAGUAUACAGAGAAUAUUCCAGAUGUGUGUCUUUUUUCAAGAGAAAAAUUAAAGUACUCUGAGUCUUUCAUUAA
Molecule: messenger RNA, 2538 nt
Organism: Lacerta agilis (Sand lizard)
Lineage: Eukaryota; Metazoa; Chordata; Lepidosauria; Squamata; Lacertidae
Gene: SCARB1
Product: scavenger receptor class B member 1
Exons: 13
Coding region: 75-1694 (539 amino acids)
Biological process (GO): cholesterol import; cholesterol efflux; recognition of apoptotic cell
Cellular component (GO): caveola; cytoplasm
Molecular function (GO): lipid binding; low-density lipoprotein particle binding; scavenger receptor activity
Source: RefSeq, a predicted model, not a curated record